AGCUUACAUCUGGAAAGGGUCACCCGUUAAACCGUAACAUCGGGACCUCAAAACUCACAAAUCAAGCACCGUCUGUUCUAUUUUGUUUGUGUGGGGGAAGGACAACGGUCCACACUGGCGGUUUUUGUUGGCCAGUUAUAUGCUGCAGUAUAAAGAGCAACAUUGAAAGUGAAAGGAUUAAUAAAUCUGAGACGGGACAGAAAGCUGCAGGAACAGGUGACACUAAACAGCAGCUUACUACAAAAGACGAGAAGGAGAAAGAGGGAAAAUGAGCCAGCUCAAAGCCAUUCCUGGAAAAUACUACUAUGUAAUUGAGUCGGGCAGUACUGACAACUUACCCACGCAUAUUUUAAGUCAUCUCCAGCAGCAAAGACCUAACCUGGUUCAGGUAUACAGUGUGGACCAGUGUGAUGUGAUCUUGGUUUUAUGCCCCAUUAUUUCACGGGCAGGAACUGACAUUGAUGCUGCUCUGAAAAAACUUAAUGACUUGUCAGCAUUCAAGCCAGCUAUUUUCAUAGUCCUGCAUCAAACGUUUGACCCUGAGAGAGUUGUACUAGACAGCAGCACAUUUGUAAAGAGGAUGAACACGCUUACAGUGGACUGCCUUUUCUUUGACACAAGGUUGUUACGAUGCAACAUAAAUGAUGAAGCACUGGACAAAAUUGUUACAUGUUUCAAGCAUCAGACAAUCGCCAACUUGCCAAUCAUUGGAACCUUUUUGAUCAGGUUACUCAGUUUUUUAUCAAAGACAAUCGCCAACUUGCCAAUCAUUGGAACCUUUUUGAUCAGGUUACUCAGUUUUUUAUCAAAGACAAUCGCCAACUUGUCAAUCAUUGGAACCUUUUUGAUCAGGUUACUCAGUUUUUUAUCAAAGACAAUCGCCAACUUGCCAAUCAUUGGAACCUUUUUGAUCAGGUUACUCAGUUUUUUAUCAAAGACAAUCCUCAACUUGCCAUUCAUUGGACCUUGCUGGAACAGGUUAUCCAGUUUUAUAUCACAGACAUUCAUUGGAGAUCUCUGGAACCAGUUACCCAGUAUUAUGUCACAGAACAAAAAAAGGCAAGACAGUGAUGAGGAAAGAUCUGCUUAAAAGCAACAACAAAGAUGUCUCAAAGAUGGUCAAGGAUGUAGAUGACAGUGACAUGGACUAUGUCAAAAAAUACUUAACAAAUCAUUAACUUUGGUAGAUUAACAGUACAAAGUACAAUACACAUAUAUUGAGACUUUAGAUCAGGGGUCAUCAAUCCUGGUCCUGGAGGGCCGGUGUCCCUGCAGGGUUUACCUCCAUCUUGCCUCAACACACCUGCCUGGAUGUCUCAAGUAUACCUAGUAAGACCUUGAUUAACUUGUUCAGGUGUGUUUGAUUAGGGUUGGAGUUCAAAUCUGCAGGACACCGGCCCUCCAGAAAAAAGUUUGGUGACCACUGCUUUAGAUGUUCAGCGUGACAAUGUAAUUAAAAUCCAUUAAAUAAAGUGAUUCUCAACUGUU
Danio rerio (zebrafish) is the source of this 1488-nucleotide messenger RNA. NCBI's taxonomy places the organism in Eukaryota, Metazoa, Chordata, Actinopteri, Cypriniformes, Danionidae. The record is from RefSeq and is a predicted model, not a curated record.